AUGCCGCAUGACUCGAAACACACAGCUACAUGCUGUCCGAUUUGCGCAAAGACCGAAACUCUACAUACUCAAGACCUUGUGUGUAAAGAUUGCGUGAAUAGUGGCGUUGAAAUCAUUAAGAACUCGGUGGCCCGAAAUGAAGAGCUUAACAUGGGCAUGCGUGCUGAAAUCAACUCCAUCUUCGAAGCUUGUUUACAUUAUCAGAAUGGUCAGAACUUGUCUGAUCUACGACAACGCCAUACAGAUGAUAAACACAUUCCCAAUGUAACCACAGACUCAGUGAAGAACUUGGCAAUACAACUACAGAAGCUCGCAAUUGCCAACACAAAGAUCAAAAUCAAUGGAAUUCAGAUGGCCGAGGAUGCAAUGCGUACUAAAGUACAACGUACUAUGGCUAACAUAGAAAAGACACAAAAGAGAAUUGAUGAUAUAAACAAGCUACUUGAUACGAAAGUUGCUGAGCUUGCAGCUGUAUUCAAUAAGCAAACAAGAUCUCUUGAAACAGAGACACAGCAGAUAUAUGACCAGUCUAUUGAUCAGACUAUGAGAUAUUCAGCAGCAGUACAAAGAAAACAUUAUAAAGUUUUGCGGGACAUUGCUCUCCCCAACUACGAUCAAUGGAGACUAUCUGUGUCUAGUAUUUCCAGAAGAAAGAACGUGAAACUACUACUUUUCGGUCUGCCUGUCAUUCAAUUAUCUUCCUUCCUAACAUUCAAUAAUAAAUUGACUGAGAUCAAUUCCUUCAUUGAGAACUUGAUAAGAUUUCAAAUCGAGCUUCAGGCUCUUCUCUCACAAAAUGACAAUCUGGUAAAUCUUCCGUUUCUAGAGGAUUUGAUCCCACUACUUCCAAAUAGUUCUUUUUACGACUUGGUUCAGGAGAAAAUCAACUUCGUUACUAAAGAUGGAAAACCAACAACUCCCUCUCCAACUUUGGAAGAAAAUGAGGAUAUUUCCCCAAAAUCAUCAAAAUUUUCUGUAUCGACUGAUAGGAGCAUUGAUAAGAUUGUUAUUGAAGGGAAUGUCAUCAAAAUCCCUAUAUCUUUCAAGACGAUUAAUUUGCAACGAAGAACUUCCUUAAUGAGUCCUGAGCCUGCGAAUUCAAUUUCAGAACCCGUGAAUGUUGACAAGUAUCUGCCAUCAUUUGGCUCGUAUUCCUUUCAACCCAAACUGCCCUCUCCCUUAUCUGAACUGACUCAACAAAAGUUAGCAUUGAAAGGUAAGAAAAUCGUUAUUACACCUCAUAAAAUUCUUACGAAACCCUUUACCCGUUUAAAACCUAAAGAGUACUUGAAGUUCAUACUGGUUGUGGUCAAGAUUCUCAUUAAUUUUGAUGUGCUCCUCAAAAUCACUGCUGAUCGGGCACCUGGAAAUAACUUAAAGAAGCAGGCUUCUUCAGGAACCCUCGGUAGUACUUUUCAUCAGUUAAGAGCGAGUGGGAAUCAUUAUCAGGAAAGAUUAUUUAACAUGUCUGAUAGGGAAGGAGAGGAUACCAUUUAUGAUUUUGAGAAAAUCUUGAGUAAGUUGGCGAAUUUGGAACCUUACUUUCAUUCGCGAUCAACUCUACAGAAAGCCAAACCAUCUAAAGACCCAAGCUCAAUCGCCAGCAGCCUCAUUAAUAUUUCCUCAUCGCCAUCAUCAUUACGUUUCAAUACUUCCAAUUCUGAGAGUUUCCCUUCGAGUGAGUUCUCAGCUUCAAUUGUGAAUGUGGUAGCUUCGCAGGUGAGCUCAAAAAAGAAACCCUCUCGUCUAAAAGAAUUGUAUGAUACUGUUUUCAAUAGGCAAACCAGUGCCGUUGCACCUACACAGGCAGAGAACAUAUAUGGCAUGGUCAGCGAGACUAAUUCACACACCGAUGUUUCAAAGUCAAAAGUUUCAGAACGCUCGCCAAUAAUCGCCACCCCAGAAACGUUCACAGAUACCUCUACCUACGAGCAAACAUUGGGCGCCGCCAAUGGACAGAAUUACAAUGUGAAGAAAGUGAUGCAAGAUGUGCAUAAGAUUCUAGCAAGCGGAUUCGGAAACAGCCGAAGCAAGUCAAUUAGAAAAGUCGGUAUUGAUAAUGAGGUCAAAAAGGCUACAUUAUCAAUGAUGUCACAGCUGAAGGCACAAUUGGAAGACUGGAAUGUAGUCAGUACGAUGUACAAGUAA
Clavispora lusitaniae ATCC 42720 is the source of this 2148-nucleotide messenger RNA. RefSeq lists its product as uncharacterized. Lineage: Eukaryota; Fungi; Ascomycota; Pichiomycetes; Serinales; Metschnikowiaceae. The record is from RefSeq and is a predicted model, not a curated record.